Messenger RNA from Equus quagga, 3291 nucleotides. RefSeq names its product cerebellin 2 precursor (gene CBLN2). The record is from RefSeq and is a predicted model, not a curated record. The transcript has 4 exons. Gene Ontology annotation, molecular function: protein binding. Bases 375 to 1049 code for a protein of 224 amino acids. NCBI's taxonomy places the organism in Eukaryota, Metazoa, Chordata, Mammalia, Perissodactyla, Equidae.
GGCCGAGGCGCGGCGCGGUGCACACGGGUGCGGGGCGCGGGGCGUACCCAGAGCCAGCGCGGGCCGGCGCGGGAAAGGGACAGGGCGGGGCGGCGCGGUUAUUGGCCACGCGCGGGGAGCAGGGUCGUGCUCGGUGUCUCCUCCCGCCAGCUCCGGCUUGUCUUCUCUAAGCAGAACAACUUCGUGGACAGCAGCGCUCCUUCAUCAUGGAUGUUCCAGGUCCGCUGACGCCUUUCUUCUGAGGACGACCCUGGCCUUGACCAUCAGAACAGGGGACCGAGGCCAGAGGAGGCAACCCCCGACCCUGAGCGCCUCCUCCUGCGCUCCUCCUGCUCCUGCCCGCCUCCGCCCCCGCGCGCCGCCCCCUAGCCCGGAUGCCGGCGCCCGGCCGGGGCCCCCGCGGGCCGCCGCUGACCAUGCCCGGGCCCCGGGGGGCGCUGCGCGAGCCGGCCUGCUGCGGCUCCUGCCUGGGGGCGGCGCUGGCCCUGCUGUUGCUGCUGCUGCCCGCCGGCUGCCCGGUGCGGGCGCAGAACGACACGGAGCCCAUCGUGCUGGAGGGCAAGUGCCUGGUGGUGUGUGACUCCAGCCCGUCUGCGGACGGCGCCGUCACCUCCUCCCUGGGCAUCUCCGUGCGCUCCGGCAGCGCCAAGGUGGCCUUCUCCGCCACGCGGAGCACCAACCACGAGCCGUCCGAGAUGAGCAACCGCACCAUGACCAUCUACUUCGACCAGGUCUUAGUAAAUAUUGGCAACCAUUUCGAUCUUGCCUCCAGUAUAUUUGUAGCACCAAGAAAAGGGAUUUAUAGCUUCAGCUUCCACGUGGUCAAAGUGUACAACAGGCAAACCAUCCAGGUCAGUUUAAUGCAGAACGGCUACCCGGUGAUCUCAGCAUUCGCAGGAGACCAGGAUGUUACCAGGGAAGCUGCCAGCAAUGGCGUCCUGCUGCUGAUGGAAAGAGAGGACAAAGUUCACCUCAAGCUGGAGAGGGGCAACCUCAUGGGGGGCUGGAAAUACUCCACGUUCUCGGGCUUCUUGGUUUUUCCUCUAUAAAUGCAGAGCCCCCUGGAUGGUGGGAAGUUGAGAUCUGGACCCAGUAUCCGCCCUUCCUAACACCCUGAACUUGCCAGAAUAGGACAACUUGUUUCCGACCUCCGUCAGACUGUCUCGGUAGAAGAAUGAUUUCCUUCUAAAGCUCCAGUAUUUUCUUUGAAUAUUGACCAUUCCUCGGGAACCUGGCCUCUAAUUAGUUUUAGACUACAAGGUCUUAAGGAGAAAUGAAAUUAUCGAUUUGAGCAAUUUGUACCUGUGAUUGUAAAGUCAAUAUCGGAUUUUCUUGUUGGGACCACUGCCUUUUCUUCUUUUGUUCGUAUGCUUUUUGCUGCCCCGCGUGAGGAGUGUCGCUGACUCCUGGAUGGACUGCAGGUUGUGUUCUGGGCUCAGAGCAAGAGUCCUGCAAAUCACUGCCCACCAGCUGGUCCUUGAAAUGUGUUCUCUGUGUGUCUGUUCGGCCUUAAGGGAAAGAAUGGCUUCACUUUCGUUCUGUAUUUUUCCCCCGGGGGGAUGGGGUGGACUCGGGAGGGAGAAGGGGGCAUUGUGAACCUGUCAAGAAGUGCUUUAUCCAGAGAAGCAAAUUUUGCACGAAUGGACUGCGACUUUUGUUUUGUAUUGUUUGUGUAUGUGCUUUUUUUUUCCCCCUCAAAAAGCUUUGCUAUUCUUUCCACACUCAGCUCUGUCUCCUCACCCCCAUUUUUAUUUUUUGUGUUGGGGUGGCAGAGAGAAAAUGUAUGUUGAAUUCCUGGAUGAGACCAAACAAAACAAAACAAAAAAUACCUGUAUAUUUUGUUCUGGAUGAGGCCAAAACAAACAAAAGGCACCUGUGUAUCAAAGUAAAAAUGACAGAUGGACAAUUCUGCUUAUUCUUUAGAAGAGAUGCUCUCAGAGGCACCUUUAGAACUGACAACUUGGAUUUUUUUUUUCUUUUUUAAUUUACACUCUGGAAUACUUUAAGAACCUGAUGUUCCUGGGGGCCUGAAUCAUGUAAGAUGAGAACGGAAGCUGUAAUGGCCAAGUCUCCUAAAGAUGUAGUUUCUUCUCCAAGUCUACCUGGGUCUUCCCAGUGGUAUGUUUUCAUUUAUUUGGAUUCACCUCUGUGUGAGCACACCAGGGUCGGGCCUUCAAAGGCAGCAGGAUCAGCUAACUCUCCCUCAGCAUCCUCUUCUGAUCUCCCAAGGAAAGAGGUGUGUUGACUGACACACCCCUGUGAGCCCCUGGGGGGCAGCCACCUGGAUAUCAUGUGGUUGAAGGUAUUGGCAGAGGCAUCCUAGGAGCACUUUUACAAGUCCUUCUUGUUUUGCACCUUGUACAACAAUAUUAUUAAAAUACAGCUGAGAGUUGAUGCGUGCAGGAUUCGUAUGCCAAGGAAAUGUCACUAAUCCCAAAGCAAUCAAAGAAGAGACCUCAAAAUGGAUGUUAAUUUGUCCGUUGUGUAACAAUGUAACCAAAAUAUUGAUGAUAAAAAGUCAUAAUUUAAGAUUCAGAAUAAAUGGUUUUGAUGUCUGGCUUGCUCUUCUCCCUCCACACCGUCUCCCAGCUCUCAAAAUGCGUGUAAGUAAAGGCCAAGCAUCACGGACUUGGGGAAAGUAAAUGCAUGCUGAGCCUGUUUAAAAAACACACAGACACACAACCCCACAUGCGGAUCUUACUGUGGGUCUAGGUGGAAAUUGCACAUUUGUAUACAUUUCAAUUUAUCCGUAUGUAUUUUUCACACAGGAAGAUUUUGGGGGAGAUAAUGUGAAAAGACUAUCAAAAAGGCUGUAUGGAUAGGCAGUCUGCUUUUAUCACAUGUAAUCAUUGAUGUGGCACAAGUUCCAAUUCAAAUUUCAAUCAGGCAACACAGCUAUAGAAGAAACUGACAUUUUAAGAUAGCAUCAGGUGUUUCUAAGAUGUGUGUGAGGAUGGGAAGCAUUGGGCUCCAUUUUCAAAUAAGAAAUACAGUGGAGAUUUUAUAAAUGAAAAAAUGUCGCCUGAAUAAGAGCCCAAGUUUUACUGGCCUUAGGUGAAGAGAAUAAUAGGAUGCAGAAUUCAAUUUGAAUUAAAAUGCUGUUACAUUUUGUGAGGGGGAAAGAAAUCAAGAAACAUCAACCAAAGGCAUGUAUUUUGCCUCUGUGUUUAGGACACAUACUUCUAUCAAAGGCGUUGGUUAUUGAUGCAGGUAAUGUACACAGCAGGAUGCCAGCUAAUACUUUUCUCUGUGUUUUAUUGCUCUUUAGUUACUUAGUCCUCUUUUACUCAU